This is a messenger RNA of Zychaea mexicana, 2219 nucleotides long. Its product is annotated as P-loop containing nucleoside triphosphate hydrolase protein. Gene Ontology annotation, cellular component: mitochondrion. Gene Ontology annotation, biological process: positive regulation of translation. The record is from RefSeq and is a predicted model, not a curated record. Gene Ontology annotation, molecular function: mitochondrial ribosome binding; GTPase activity; GTP binding. NCBI's taxonomy places the organism in Eukaryota, Fungi, Mucoromycota, Mucoromycetes, Mucorales, Lichtheimiaceae. The transcript has 19 exons. Bases 45 to 2009 code for a protein of 654 amino acids.
CUCGCCGUCACGCAUAUUCUUGCCACGGUUUUUUAUACUUGUCAAUGGUCCGUUUGACAUACAUUGGCGCAGCUUCACGAUGUUGUCAGUCUGCAAAUCGACGGUUUCCUGUGCUUACAAUAACACAACGAUGGUAUUCGAAACGUACGACAACAGAGAAACUUAAAGCGGCCGAUCCUUCAAGGAACUUUGAUUUAAAAGACUUUCCAGCAGAUUAUAUUCGAAAUUUCAGCAUUAUAGCUCACAUUGAUCAUGGCAAGAGCACUUUGGCAGACAGACUACUUGAGUAUACAAAUACCAUAUCCUCUACGGGAUCGAACAAGCAAGUUCUUGAUAAACUCAAAGUCGAACGGGAACGUGGCAUUACUGUCAAAGCGCAGACAGUAUCCAUGUUCCACAAAUACAAAGGAAAAGAGUAUCUGCUAAAUUUAAUUGAUACACCCGGCCAUGUUGACUUCAGCUAUGAAGUAUCUCGUUCAUUAGCCGCAUGUCAAGGCACAAUUCUUCUCGUCGACGCAGCACAAGGCAUCCAAGCGCAAACUGUAGCCAACUUUUACCUUGCUUUUGGUGAAGGGCUUCAAAUCAUACCCGUACUCAACAAAGUGGAUUUGCCAGGAGCAGACUGUGAAAGGACAAUGAAACAAAUUGAAAGCGCUUUUGAGUUAGAUACGUCGUCUAUAUUGAAGAUUUCUGCUAAAACAGGUGUGAAUAUUGAUUCAAUUUUGCCAAGCGUCAUUGAAAACAUCCCACCACCGACUGGAGUGAUCGAUAGGCCUUUCCGGGCUCUUUUGUUUGACUCUUGGUAUGAUCAAUAUGUUGGCGUUGUAUGCAUGCUAGGUGUUGUUGAUGGAACUAUCAAAAAAGGCGAUAAAAUUACGUCUGCCCACUCAGUAAGCAAGUAUGAAGUAUCUGAGGUUGGAAUCAUGCAUCCAGAACAGGUUCCUACGGGAUAUUUGCAUGCUGGACAAGUCGGAUAUGUCGUGUGUGGAAUGAAGACAGCAUCUGAAGCACACGUGGGAGACACUUUUCAUCAUGUUGGACAAAAAAUUGAAGAGCUUCCUGGUUUUCAACCUGCACAAUCCAUGGUGUUUGCUGGUAUUUUCCCAGUCGAUACGAACGACUUUAGAAGGCUGGAUGAAUCUAUCACAAAGUUGACGUUAAAUGAUGCUAGUGUCUCUGUUCAUAAAGAAACGAGUCAUGCUUUAGGUCAAGGUUGGCGUCUUGGUUUUCUGGGAACCUUGCACAUGGAUGUGUUUCGUCAACGGUUGGAAAAUGAAUACGAGGCAAAUAUCAUUGUUACGCAACCGACAGUACCAUAUCGAAUUGUCUACAAAGAUAAAACUACCAAAAUUGUGCGUAAUCCGUCCGAUUUUCCGGAUUCCGAAGAGCGAGCAUUUAAAGUAGCUCGCAUGGAAGAACCAAUGGUGCUAGCUACAAUGAUUUUCCCAGAGGAAUAUAUGGGAAAAAUGAUCGAAUUAUGUGGUAGCCGACGAGGAGAACAACACGAAUAUGUAUUCGUGGAUGAAACGAGAGUAAUGAUGAAAUACACGCUGCCUUUAGCAGAAGUGGUGACGGAUUUCUACGAUGAGCUCAAAAGUCGCUCGUCUGGCUAUGCAUCGUUCGAUUACGAGGAUGCAGGAUAUGAAGAGAGUGAUUUAGUCAAGAUGACAGUGCUCCUCAAUCACAAACCGGUAGAUGCGUUAUCAGUCAUUCUUCAUCGGUCGCAGGUCGACAUGGUGGGUCGCGACUGGGUCAAGCGAUUAAAGAAUGUCAUCCAAAAGCAGCUUUUUGAAAUUGUCAUCCAGACAGCACUUGGUGCCAAAAUUGUAGCUCGUGAAACGAUCCCGGCUCUGAGAAAAAACGUCACCGCAAAAUGCUAUGGCGGUGAUGUGUCGCGUAAAAUGAAGUUACUGCAGAAGCAAAAGGAGGGCAAGAAGCGGAUGAAGAUGAUUGGUAAACGAGAGCGUCUCAUAUUUAUCUGGCUAUUAUAUGUGAUUUCCCACUUCUAAUACCAGGCACAAUUCAUUUUAGGAAAUGUGGAGAUCCCGCAAAAAGCAUUUUACGACUUCCUAGACAAGAAAGCCUAGGUGGCAAGAAACUUAUAGACAACUGAUAAUGUGAUUUAACGUCAGAUCAAUGUAAUUAUAAAGUAAAAAAAAGUAAUAUUACCUAAUUCUAGAGCAACAUAUUACCGGCAACUGUAAAUUUAUACUUAGUGA